AUGUCUCUCCGCCAGCAAAUGAUCGACACGACCAGGGCCUGGGUGAAGGCACACAACGACAAGGAUGCCGAGGCCAUCAAGGCACUUACGGCCCCUGACUUUGUCGCGCACUUCUUGCCGCGCUCGCUGCCGCCGCAAGGCGACAAGGACCGUGAUGGCUACGUCCAGUUCCAGGCCGCCGCCUUCCCCAUGUUCUCGGCCUACCACGCCGCCGAGGUCGACAUGGUGGUCGACGAGACGCAGCACAAGGUCGUUGUUUACCUCGACGCCGAGGGCACGUCGGCCAUGCCCGGCGCGACCGACCCGUACCAGAACCAGUACGUCCACAAGCUGACCCUGACCGACGACGCCAAGCUGGUCAGGGUCUUCGACUCGUUUAUCGACAGCCAUUUCAUGAUGACGUUUAUGGGCAAGGUAUUUGCCGCUCAAGGCGCUGCUGCGGGUGGGAGCAAGUGA
Messenger RNA from Canariomyces notabilis, 456 nucleotides. RefSeq lists its product as uncharacterized. The record is from RefSeq and is a predicted model, not a curated record. Bases 1 to 456 code for a protein of 151 amino acids. Lineage: Eukaryota; Fungi; Ascomycota; Sordariomycetes; Sordariales; Chaetomiaceae. The transcript has a single exon.